This is a messenger RNA of Medicago truncatula (barrel medic), 1332 nucleotides long. RefSeq names its product loganic acid O-methyltransferase. NCBI's taxonomy places the organism in Eukaryota, Viridiplantae, Streptophyta, Magnoliopsida, Fabales, Fabaceae. The transcript has 4 exons. The record is from RefSeq and is a predicted model, not a curated record. Gene Ontology annotation, molecular function: methyltransferase activity. Bases 132 to 1178 code for a protein of 348 amino acids.
AGUUAUAGCUUCUUCUUACAUCGUCAACUAACCAAGAUUCCUCCAAGGUGUAUUUGCUUUUUCCUUGGAAACACUUCAAAGAGAUUGAAGGAUAUAACAGAUUUGGUAAGGCCUUUUCUGAAUCUUAUGCAAUGAAAGGAGGAGAUGGCCCUCACAGUUAUGCCCAAAACUCAAAAACUCAGAGAGUAGGAAUUGAAGCUGCUAAAAGCUUAAUCCAAGGAGCAAUAGCCAACAAAUUUUAUCCCAACACUAAUUCAAAUAAUUCUAGGAAACAAAUUUGCAUUGCAGAUUUAGGGUGCUCCACAGGACCAAACACCUUCAUUGCAAUUCAAUGCAUUAUAGAAGCAAUUGAACUCCAAUACAAGUCACAAGGCCUUGCUAUCCCAGAGUUUCAAGUUUUCUUCAAUGACCAAAUUUCAAAUGAUUUCAACACACUCUUCAAAAAGCUUCCAUCAAACCGAAACUACUUUGCAGCCGGUGUUCCUGGUUCUUUCUAUGGAAGAUUAUUUCCAAAGGAAAGCCUUAAUGUAGUUCAUUCAUCUGCAUCACUAAAUUGGAUUUCUAAGGUUCCUAAAGAGAUCACAGACAGAAGUUCUGCUGCUUGUAACAAAGGGAGAAUUCAUUACACAAAUGCUCCGAAGGAAGUUGUAGAUGCUUAUGCAAAUCAGUAUCAAAAAGACAUGGAAAUUUUCUUGCAUGCAAGAGCACAAGAGCUUGUGGGAAAUGGACUAAUGGCACUUCAAAUUCCUGCUGCAACUGAUGUUACUUUUGAUUCUGAUUUUUACUGUGGUAAAAACUUUGAACUUCUUGGAACUUGCCUAUUAGACAUGGCCAAGGAGGAAAAAGUUGAUGAAGAAAAAGUGGACACUUUCAAUAUACCAAUAUUUUUCUCACCCCUUAAGGAUCUGAUAAAAAUUCUUGAAAGCAAUGAUGAUUUCAUCAUUGAGCAAAUGGAAACAAUGGAUGCUAAAAGCCAUUUCAUUCCAGUUAAUGCUCAAAUGUAUGUUUCAUUCCACAGAGCUGCGCUGGAAGGAGUAAUUGAGAACCAUUUUGGAAAUGGAAUUCUUGAUGAACUCUUUCAUCGCUAUACUAAGAAAGUGAUGGAAAUUCCUGCUAUAAUGGAUUUACAAAACCUUAAUAUAGUUGGACUUUUUGUCCUUCUUAGGCGCAAGGUGUAGUACAAUUAAUUAACUAGUAGCCAAUUAUGAAUAAUAAUAAUAAGCAUUAUUACAACAUGAAGUUUAUAAUUUGUUGUAAACUUUUACUUUUCAGUGUCUUUUAAUAUGUAUUUCCUAUUAUCCUUUAAGCAAUAGCAUUUCAAUUCAUAGCAAA